Bubalus bubalis (water buffalo) is the source of this 2310-nucleotide messenger RNA. RefSeq names its product follicle stimulating hormone receptor (gene FSHR). Gene Ontology annotation, cellular component: membrane. The coding region runs from base 182 to 2266 and encodes 694 amino acids. The record is from RefSeq and is a predicted model, not a curated record. The transcript has 10 exons. NCBI's taxonomy places the organism in Eukaryota, Metazoa, Chordata, Mammalia, Artiodactyla, Bovidae. Gene Ontology annotation, molecular function: follicle-stimulating hormone receptor activity; protein binding; G protein-coupled receptor activity. Gene Ontology annotation, biological process: follicle-stimulating hormone signaling pathway; male gonad development.
CUAUUUGUCUGGAAGUGACCGAUAAAAAAGAAAAAAAGGAAAGCGGCCCUGGGUGGGUCACGUGACCCUACCAGCUCCCAACGCAGACCUCUUCUCAUAAGGGCUCAGUGUGGAGCCUCUGAAAUCUGUGCAGGAUUUUCUCUGCAGAGGCAGAAGAAAGCAGGUGGAUGGAUAAGUAAACAUGGCCUUGCUCCUGGUGGCCUUGCUCGCAUUCCUGAGCCUGGGCUCAGGAUGCCAUCAUCGACUCUGUCACUGCUCUAACGGAGUUUUCCUCUGCCAGGAGAGCAAGGUGACAGAGAUUCCCUCCGACCUCCCCAGGGAUGCGGUGGAACUGAGGUUUGUUCUCACCAAGCUUCGAGUCAUCCCAAAAGGAGCCUUUUCAGGAUUUGGAGACCUGGAGAAAAUAGAGAUCUCACAGAAUGAUGUCUUGGAAGUGAUAGAGGCAAACGUGUUCUCCAACCUGCCCAAACUACAUGAAAUAAUUGAAAAGGCCAACAACCUGCUAUACAUCGACCCUGAUGCCUUCCAGAACCUUCCUAACCUCCGAUAUCUGUUAAUAUCCAACACAGGUAUUAAGCACUUGCCAGCUGUUCACAAGAUUCAGUCUCUCCAAAAGGUUUUACUAGAUAUUCAAGAUAAUAUAAACAUCCACACAGUUGAAAGAAAUUCUUUCAUGGGGCUAAGUUUUGAAAGUAUGAUUGUAUGGCUGAGUAAGAAUGGGAUUCAAGAAAUACACAACUGUGCAUUCAAUGGAACCCAACUCGAUGAGCUGAAUCUAAAUGAUAACAGUAAUUUGGAAGAACUACCUAAUGAUGUUUUCCAGGGAGCCUCUGGACCAGUCAUUCUAGAUAUUUCAAGAACCAGGAUCCGUUCCCUGCCUAGCUAUGGCUUAGAAAAUCUUAAGAAGCUGCGGGCCAAGUCAACUUACCGCUUAAAAAAGCUUCCCAGUCUGGAAAAAUUUGUCACACUCGUGGAGGCCAGCCUCACCUACCCCAGCCACUGCUGUGCCUUUGCAAACUGGAGGCGGCAAACCUCUGACCUUCAUCCAAUUUGCAACAAAUCUAUGUUAAGGCAAGAAGUUGAUGACAUGACUCAGGCUAGGGGUCAGAGAGUCUCUUUGGCAGAAGAUGAUGAGCCCAGCUAUGCCAAAGGAUUUGACGUGAUGUACAGUGAAUUUGACUAUGACUUAUGCAAUGAAGUGGUUGAUGUGACUUGCUCCCCUGAGCCAGACGCAUUUAAUCCAUGUGAAGAUAUCAUGGGGGAUGAUAUUCUCAGAGUCUUGAUAUGGUUUAUUAGCAUCCUGGCCAUCACUGGGAACAUCCUAGUGCUGGUGAUCCUGAUCACCAGCCAGUAUAAACUCACAGUCCCCCGGUUCCUCAUGUGCAAUCUGGCCUUUGCCGAUCUCUGCAUUGGAAUCUACCUGCUGCUCAUAGCCUCAGUUGAUGUCCACACCAAAAGCCAGUACCACAACUAUGCCAUCGACUGGCAAACUGGAGCAGGCUGUGAUGCUGCCGGCUUUUUCACUGUCUUUGCCAGUGAGCUCUCAGUCUACACUCUGACCGCCAUCACGCUGGAAAGGUGGCAUACCAUCACCCAUGCCAUGCAGCUCGAAUGCAAAGUGCAGCUCCGCCAUGCUGCCAGUGUCAUGCUGGUGGGCUGGAUCUUUGCUUUUGCAGUUGCCCUCUUUCCCAUCUUUGGCAUCAGCAGCUACAUGAAGGUGAGCAUCUGCCUGCCCAUGGACAUUGACAGCCCCUUGUCACAGCUCUAUGUUAUGUCCCUCCUUGUGCUCAAUGUCCUGGCCUUUGUGGUCAUCUGUGGCUGCUACGCUCACAUCUACCUCACGGUGAGGAACCCCAACAUCACAUCCUCUUCUAGUGACACCAAGAUAGCCAAGCGCAUGGCCAUGCUCAUCUUCACCGACUUCCUCUGCAUGGCACCCAUCUCCUUCUUUGCCAUCUCUGCCUCCCUCAAGGUGCCCCUCAUCACUGUGUCCAAGUCAAAGAUCCUCCUGGUCCUGUUCUACCCCAUCAACUCCUGUGCCAACCCCUUCCUCUAUGCCAUCUUCACCAAGAACUUCCGCAGGGAUUUCUUCAUUCUGCUGAGCAAGUUUGGCUGCUAUGAAGUGCAAGCCCAGACCUAUAGGUCAGAAACCUCAUCCACUGCCCACAACUUUCAUCCAAGGAAUGGUCACUGCCCCCCAGCUCCCAGGGUUACCAGUGGUUCCAAUUACACACUUAUCCCCCUAAGACAUUUAGCCAAGAACUAAAACACAAUGUACAAAUGUUUCUGAGUGUUGAAUGACAGAUAAGU